Molecule: messenger RNA, 1167 nt
Organism: Thermochaetoides thermophila DSM 1495
Lineage: Eukaryota; Fungi; Ascomycota; Sordariomycetes; Sordariales; Chaetomiaceae
Product: mitochondrial 54S ribosomal protein mL46
Exons: 3
Coding region: 1-1167 (388 amino acids)
Cellular component (GO): mitochondrial large ribosomal subunit
Molecular function (GO): structural constituent of ribosome
Source: RefSeq, a predicted model, not a curated record
AUGCGAUCCGAUGAGUGGUCCGUGCACUGGGACCUACUAAUCCAGAACUGGAAGGCGGUGGGAGCACAAUCCAGUCCCCAGUCCUCAGACCCGUUGAUGGACCUGACGCCCAGCAAGGGCUCCCAGCUCCUCUGCUCCCAGUGCGCUCGCUCCUCUAGGACAAUACCCAGGUUACCACUCUCGAGUGCGAACACCGCCUGGAGAUACUAUGCCUCCGAAGCAACCAACCCCUCCCCCUCCGAGCCAUCAUCUUCCACAACGACCCCUCCCCCGCCGCCGGUGACAUCCAACCUCCCCAAGUCUCCCAACCCGUACCGCAUCAAAUCCGGCGUGAUCCUAUCCCGCCCCCCGAUCCUGACCCGUGACCCAACCCCCUUCGAGUCAGCCUUCUACCUCUACCAAAAGCGUCUCAACGAGCGCCUGACAGCCCCCUUCCGCCGCGAAUUCUACUACAAGCCGGAUUCCGCCGCUGACCUGGACUUCCGUAUCAAGCUGAAGGAGCGUCAUGGUGUGCCGGCUAAGGAUAUCGGGCGGUAUAACCCGCGCGGGCGCAUGGCGUGGAACGAUGAGGUCAUGAUUGGGUCGACGACUUCGUCGUGGGAGUAUAUGUACGAGAGAUUGUUGAAGGAUGCGGAGGUGCGGGUUAGUGAAGAUGGUGAGCCUAUUCCGGAGGAAGAGCGCGUGCCUGUGGAGAGGCCGAUGCCGAGGCGUACCGAGGCCGAUGAGAAGAAUGAUGUAAGGAGGCUGGAUCGCGCGUUGGAUAAGACGCUUUACCUGGUGGUGAAGAAGGGUGAGGGGGAGAAUGCCGUGUGGGGGUUCCCUGAGGGGCCAGUAUUGACUGAGGAAGCGCUGCACGAGACCGCAGCCCGUGUCCUCGCUGAAUCCGCCGGCAUCAACAUGAACACCUGGAUCGUCGGCCGGGUCCCGAUCGCGCACCACGUCAUCAAGCCUGAGUUCGAGCCCGCGGACGCUAACGGCGAGCAGAGGCUAGUCAAGCGCGGCGAGAAGAUUUUCUUUCUCAAGGGCCGCAUCAUGGCCGGGCAGGCGGACCUGACGGACAACAAGCAUGGCCUGACCGACUUUCAAUGGCUGACUCGCGACGAGCUGCGCAAGGUGUUGCCGUACGAGUAUUGGUGGAGCGUGCGCAACUCGUUUGAUCUGAGGUAG